Nannospalax galili (Upper Galilee mountains blind mole rat) is the source of this 240-nucleotide messenger RNA. It is a transcript of the gene Defb130b, whose product is annotated as defensin beta 130B. Gene Ontology annotation, biological process: defense response to bacterium; cell chemotaxis. Gene Ontology annotation, molecular function: CCR6 chemokine receptor binding; chemoattractant activity. The transcript has 2 exons. The record is from RefSeq and is a predicted model, not a curated record. Lineage: Eukaryota; Metazoa; Chordata; Mammalia; Rodentia; Spalacidae. Bases 1 to 240 code for a protein of 79 amino acids.
AUGAGAUUCCAUUCCUUCCUGUCUGUCCUCUUCCUCUUUGUGAUGGUAACACAGAAAGGAAAGACUGGCGUUAUCCCAGGGGAAAGGCAGUGCAUUUUGUUGAAAGGGAGAUGCAAAGAUAUGGCAUGUACGUCCACAGAUGAUACCAUCGGCGAAUGUGAUCAGGAGAAAAAGUGCUGUCGGAAGUGGUGGAUAUUUGAGCCGUACCCAACACCAGUUCCUAAAGCGAAGUCUCCUUAG